UUUAAUUUAACAUAAAUUAAAUGUUAAAUUCCUAAACAAAAAUCAGCUGGUAAUAAGGAUAAAAGUUUAAAGGUUUGGAUUUUUGGAGUGACGAGUUUUCGAGUAAAAGUGAAAUUCCAAGUGUUUUUCGAACUCUAUUUAAGGGCUAUAUAGUUAUUUAUAUUUAUAACAUUUUUAAAUCUUGGAAAAGUACGUCAAGUUAUAAUGGGUAUCAUCAGUUUUACUAUCAAAUCGGGAGUAAUUUACAGUGCGUAUUACUAUACGAAAAUUAUUGGGGUUUGGGGCCCUCAGGUAGAAAGCGAAAAAAUUUACAAUAAUGUAAAAGAUUUAUGCAAACCACACUGGAAAAAUGCCACCAAAAAUAUAAAUUUUACUCUUCCAACUUUACCAGCCGGUUCCGAAACAAGUUAUCUACUGAAGCAUUAUUAUAACCAGGGUGUCAAAAACACCAUAUACUAUAUUCAUAUGGCACCUUGUCUUCUUGGCCAAUUUAUAAGUAAAACAAAGGAGACUAUAACAAAAUCUUUAGAUGCUCCACCUGUUAAACAAUAAACUUUUGUUAAAAUUUAUUUGUCACUUUAUUUUAAGAUUUUUGUUGAAACAUCAAGUUUAUUGUAAUGUCAUGAAUGUUUUAAUAUAAAUGGCUAUAUCGAACUUGUUCGCUCUAUAAAAUUGUCUUUUUUAUUAUUUUAUGAGGUUUUAGAUAUUUUAAGCCCAUUUUGAACUGAAAUAUAAAAAAUUACUAGAUUUUUGGAGG
Condylostylus longicornis is the source of this 757-nucleotide messenger RNA. It is a transcript of the gene QIL1, whose product is annotated as MICOS complex subunit MIC13 homolog QIL1. Gene Ontology annotation, cellular component: mitochondrial crista junction; MICOS complex. The record is from RefSeq and is a predicted model, not a curated record. The coding region runs from base 205 to 552 and encodes 115 amino acids. Gene Ontology annotation, biological process: cristae formation. The transcript has 2 exons. Lineage: Eukaryota; Metazoa; Arthropoda; Insecta; Diptera; Dolichopodidae.